Cuscuta campestris is the source of this 1882-nucleotide messenger RNA. The record is from the annotation of a GenBank genome assembly. NCBI's taxonomy places the organism in Eukaryota, Viridiplantae, Streptophyta, Magnoliopsida, Solanales, Convolvulaceae.
AAUCUGAAAAAGGCCACACAAAUGCGCUCUCUCUCCUCCUCAGUGCUGCCCUCUCUCCGUCGCACAGUCGCACUUCCCCUUUUCCCGGUUCCCACCUGGGUAUAAUGAUGCAAGCAAACAGCAGCAGCAGCUCAAUCUGAACUAGAUUGGGCCCAACCCAAAUCUUGAAUCGUCGAUCAAAAGAGAGUUUUUGCUCCAUUUCUCCCAAGGAAAAGAAAGGGUCCGCCAUGGCCAGAAAUGGGUUGCUUCUGGUUCUCACUCUUCUUCUCCUCUCUGGGUCUCUCUCUUCUGCUGCAGUUUCUCCCUCUCCUUCAAGAGUUGUGAAUGGGGCUUUGUCAAAUGCGGUAUCUAAGCUGAUGAAAUUGUUUCGGCCUUCCAAAGCUCCCAAAAAAGCGGCUGCUAGGCGACCAACGGUGAAGUUUGAGAGUGGGUAUACAGUGGAGACAGUUUUUGAUGGAAGCAAGCUUGGGAUUGAGCCUCACACAGUGGAGGUCUUGCCAAGUGGGGAGCUCCUCAUCUUGGAUUCUGCUAAUAGUAAUAUUUACAAGAUUUCUUCCUCUUUGUCUCAAUACACCCGACCAAGGUUGAUUGCUGGUUCUGCGGAGGGGCACUCAGGACACGUGGAUGGUAAAAAGCGGGAUGCGAGGUUGAACCAUCCCAAGGGGCUUACAGUUGAUCACAAGGGAAAUAUUUACAUUGCAGAUGCUGAUAAUAUGGCAAUUAGGAAGAUUAGUGAAACAGGAAUGACAACAAUUGCCGGAGGCAAAGGGAGCCGCGGAGGCAGCAGUGGUGGUCAUGUUGAUGGGCCAAGUGAAGACGCAAAGUUUUCAACCGACUUUGAUGUGGUCUAUAUUGGAAGCAGCUGCUCUCUCCUUGUCAUUGACAGAGGGAAUCAAGCGAUUCGGGAGAUCCAACUUCAUUUUGAUGACUGUUCGGACCAGUACGAAAGUGGCUUCCCCCUAGGUAUUGCAGUGCUUUUAACAGCCGGCUUCUUUGGUUACAUGCUAGCGUUGCUCCAGCGCAGGGUAGGAAGCAUUGUCUCCUCUGAAAAGGAUGAGAAAACUGUGGUUUCAUAUAAUCCUAAUGAGAAACGAGUCAUGACAUCACCAUCGUCAUCAUCACCGGGAAUGCAGCCUCUGUUUCCACACGAUGGCCCCGAGGAGAAGCAAGAAGAAACCUUCUUUGGGUCUAUGGGGAAGCUGGCGGCCCACACUGGGGAGUGUUUGGUUGACAUACUCGGAAGCAUUUUCCCGGCAUUCAUCAGAAGGAAGCCGCAAGGGAAUCACAUCCCCCCAUACCACCAACUUCAUAACCAUCCAAACACACCCUGGCAAGCUCCUCCUGACAGCUAUGACAUACCUCGGCACGAGGUGCCUCCUCCCAUUGACACUAGGUCCCCGACCCCAAAGAAGGAAUAUGCCUUCGGGGUGGAGGGUGCCUACGAGAAAAUGAUCUCAUUGCGGGAGAGCUCAGAGAGGACAACCCAGGACUUGUACAAGGCGGUUCACGAGGUGGGCCCCACACUCUCUCGCCACCCUGAGUACGACAAUGUUAAUUAUAUUAACCACAGUAGCGCUCGCCCGCGACGCGGCGCGCGCUACAAUUAUGGGCAGUAGUCGUCGCGCGUGUGCGGAGACGAAUUUGUUUCUUGGAUGUAUAGCAGAACAUGUGUUGGUAUUUAGGCCUCUGCAAAUGAGCUUAUGGCUGCAAAUGAGCUUAUGGGGAGAGAUUUUUGGGAGAGGAAAAGAAAAAAAAGUGUUCGGACAAAACACAUUGUGAAUUGAAGAAAUGUUGCCUCCAUUGAAUGAUGUUCCAAAUCCCCAAGGAAUUUUUAUUAUCUAUAAAGUCAUGUUUGGAUACCAAACAAAAACAACAUUCACCU